Molecule: messenger RNA, 1679 nt
Organism: Daucus carota subsp. sativus
Lineage: Eukaryota; Viridiplantae; Streptophyta; Magnoliopsida; Apiales; Apiaceae
Product: pyruvate dehydrogenase E1 component subunit beta-3, chloroplastic
Exons: 4
Coding region: 208-1434 (408 amino acids)
Biological process (GO): pyruvate decarboxylation to acetyl-CoA
Molecular function (GO): pyruvate dehydrogenase (acetyl-transferring) activity
Source: RefSeq, a predicted model, not a curated record
AUUGUCGAUGUAAACAAAGUAGAAACAGCAACACAUCAUCAUCGUCCAACACCACAACCACCACUUUGCCCCUCGUUCUCUCCGCCCCCAUUUACACACAUAUUACAUAUAUACACACUUCAUCAUCUUAAAACAAUACACACAUUGUGCAUUUUGUGUGAUACCCAUCUCAUUACUCUCCAAUCCCUGUGUAUUAUAAUCAUCGAAAUGGCUUCUAUUUUCCAAGGAGUUGGAGCAGCUACUGCUAUUUCAUCCUCAGCUUGUUUUGAUUCCAAGAAACUCAUCUUUUCUGCUGCUACUCCUAGGUUUCUCACAGAGAAAAAAGGAAGCUUUUUUAUGGUUAGAUCUGAUGGGAGAUUGAAUCAUAAUAAUGGGAUUAGUAGCAGAGCUGAGAAGAUUGUCACUAAUGCUGUUGCAGCGAAGGCUGAUGCCCCAGCAGCAUCUGCAACUUCCAAAUCUGGGCAUGAGCUUUUGCUGUUUGAAGCCCUCCGUGAAGGUCUGGAAGAAGAAAUGGACAGAGAUCCUCGUGUUUGCGUGAUGGGGGAAGAUGUGGGUCACUAUGGAGGUUCAUACAAGGUGACUAAAGGUCUUGCUCCAAAGUUUGGUGAUCUCAGGGUCCUUGAUACCCCAAUUGCUGAGAAUUCUUUUACUGGUAUGGGAAUUGGAGCGGCCAUGACAGGCCUCAGGCCGGUUAUAGAGGGAAUGAAUAUGGGGUUUCUUCUACUCGCGUUCAAUCAGAUAUCUAACAAUUGUGGCAUGCUUCACUACACAUCUGGGGGACAGUUUACCAUUCCAGUUGUCAUCCGAGGGCCUGGUGGAGUUGGGCGCCAGCUUGGGGCAGAGCAUUCACAACGUCUCGAAUCAUAUUUCCAGUCCAUUCCAGGAAUUCAAAUGGUAGCAUGCUCAACACCAUAUAAUGCCAAGGGAUUGAUGAAAGCUGCUAUUCGAAGUGAGAACCCAGUCAUAUUGUUUGAACAUGUUCUGCUUUACAAUCUCAAGGAAAAGAUACCUGAUGAGGAGUAUGUUUGUAAUCUUGAGGAAGCUGAGAUGGUUAGACCCGGGGAACAUAUAACAAUUCUUACAUAUUCCCGGAUGAGGUAUCACGUGAUGCAAGCUGCCAAGACUUUGGUGAACAAGGGUUAUGAUCCCGAAGUUAUUGACAUCAGGUCGUUAAAACCAUUUGAUCUUCACACCAUUGGAAACUCUGUAAAGAAAACUCACCGUGUGCUGAUUGUGGAGGAGUGCAUGCGGACUGGUGGUAUUGGUGCCAGUUUGACUGCUGCUAUCAACGAAAAUUUCCAGGACUAUUUGGAUGCCCCGAUUGUUUGUUUGUCGUCACAGGAUGUGCCAACACCAUAUGCUGGAACUUUAGAGGAAUUCACUAUAGUUCAGCCAGCCCAGAUUGUGACAGCUGUAGAGCAGCUAUGUCGAUGAGCCGUAGCCUGACAAGUUAUUGCAGUCCCUGUUCCAGUACUGUAUUAUCCCCAAGAGUGCUCAGCAUCUUAGUUUACUGCUGAAUUUGGACUUGUUUUCUUUACAUAUUUUCAGGUUUGUAGUAUCUAAUUAUGUCGAGAAGUUUUCCUUUCGUAUAUUUUGUUUCUUUACUUCACUGUGUCCAAAGGAUAUAAGUUAUGUCGUGCACAAUGCUAUAAAAAACCCAUAAGAUGUACUCUAUAUUA